AUGUCUGGUCGUGGAAAGGGGGGCAAGGGUUUGGGUAAGGGAGGUGCCAAGCGACACAGGAAGGUGUUGCGUGAUAAUAUUCAGGGUAUUACCAAGCCUGCUAUUCGACGUCUUGCUCGUCGAGGUGGUGUGAAGCGUAUUUCCGGCCUCAUCUACGAAGAGACCCGUGGUGUUCUGAAGGUUUUUCUCGAAAACGUUAUCCGGGACGCUGUUACCUACACUGAGCACGCUAAGAGAAAAACUGUUACCGCCAUGGAUGUUGUCUAUGCUCUGAAACGCCAAGGACGCACUUUGUACGGUUUUGGCGGUUAA
Molecule: messenger RNA, 312 nt
Organism: Rodentolepis nana
Lineage: Eukaryota; Metazoa; Platyhelminthes; Cestoda; Cyclophyllidea; Hymenolepididae
Source: the annotation of a GenBank genome assembly